AUGUUCCGCGCGCCUAACAGCGACCAUAUUUUAUUUCGCUCGAGCAUUCCUUUGUCUUCCUUAGAUUUCACGUUUUCUCCUUCGUUAUCACCCGCAGGUGAUGUGACAAAGGACCCCUCUAACGGGUAUAACGAUUGGGCUGCGGCUGCUAUGCAGGCGUAUUACAAGUCCGGAGGGCAAGCGGCGCAUGCAGGAGGUUACUACGGCGCGCCAAUGGGAGGGCAUCCCCAUCCGUACAUGUGGGGACCACAGCCAAUGAUGGCGGCGCACUACGGUGGUGUACCACCAGGUCCCUACGGCUAUGCGGCCAUGUAUGCUGCACCUCACCCGGGCAUGGCCCAAGGCGCUGCAGGGGCAGUGGCCCCAUCCCCUUACGGCUACCCGCCUCCCCAGGCGGCGGACGGUUCUGAGGUGCCAGCAGCAGCAGCGAUGAUGGGGAUGACCCCCAUGGGUCCCAUGGCCAUGCCAGCAGCACAGGCCUACCCCGGCAUGCCAAUGGACUAUUCCCACGAUGCCAUGGCUGCUGCUGCCGCCGCCGCCGCUGCCGCCAGUGCGCGGCAGACCGCCGUGCAAAUGGAAAACAUGGGGCUCACUGCGGAGCUAGCGAAGCUGCGAGAGCAGUACGCCUCCCUGUGUGCUCAGAACGCCCAGCUCCGAACCAUGCUUCAAGAGUCAGGCGUAGACCCAUCCACAGAAGGAGCAGCCUUCCCACCAGCAUCUUACAACCCAAUGCACAAGUAUCAGCUCACCUCCGUACCGCCCAGUACCGCUCAUGCACCACCACCACCGCACGAACCGUCAACCGCCCCUCCCUCUGCUCUUCCUCCCCCUUCUUCAUCCACGCUUGAACCCCUGCAACCCACGCCUCCUUCUGUCCUCCCUGCCCCUCCCUCUGCGCCUCAAUCUGCCUCGGUUCCUGCUCCUUACUUGUCUGGGAAACCCGAGCCUGCACCCCUACCUGCUCCAGUGCUCCUUCAAGAUGCGGUUUCUGAGCCUGCGCCCGAGCCUGCGCCCGAGCCUGUACCAGAUCCUGCACUAGAGCCUACGCCUGAGCUUGUGCUUCAAGUUCAGGUUCCCGAGCCUGAAUUUGUAGAGGCAGAGGCAAUGGUUGGGGUGGUGGAGGUGCAACAAGGGGUGGCACAGGGAGGGGAUGAGAUGAACGUAGAGGUGAUGCAACAGGCGCAGCAGGAGGAGCAUGGAGCGCCGUUUGAUCAGGGGAGAGAGGAGGAAGCUGGAGCACGGGAGGAGCAAAAGAAGGAGCAGGCGAAGGAGGAGGAGGCGAAGGAGCAGCAGCAGCAGCAGCAGCAGCAGCAGCAGCAGCAGCAGCAGCAGCAGCAGCAGCAGCAGCAGCAGCAGCAGGAACAGCCAGAAAUGGGGCAGCAGCCCGAGCAGCAUGAGCAGCAGCUUGAGCAACAGAAGGACGAAGAGGUGGUUGGUGCUGGAGCGAAGGGGAUAAGAAGGGUGGAUGGGGGGAAGGAUGGAGCAGCAGAGGAGGGUGGAAGGCAUGAGGGUGCCCCGUUGGUGGGCGGGAAGGAGCAGCAGCAGCAUGUGGGCGACAGCAACGGGAGCGGGCAAGGGGUGGCUGAGACAGCAGAGACUGCGCAGGGGCAGGAGGGUGGAGGGAUGGCGGAGGCGCAGCAAGAGAAACCUGAAAGUGAGCAGCACCCCUCGAGUGAUGCGGAUCCUGGGGUCUCUGAGCCGCCUCAUGCAGUGGCAGAAGGGACAGAAGGGACAGAAGAGCAAGGAGAGGCUCUGAAGGCUGCAGCGGGUGAUGCUGUUGGUGCGGGAGUAGGUACAGAUCCUCCCCGAGAAGCAGCAGCUGCAGCAGCGGCGGCAGCAGAGGGGGAGGAAACAGAGAUGGUAGAUGCUAGUGCAGCUGAAGACUCAGCAGGUGAAAAGGAGAAGCAAGGGGAGGGCGAGACUGAUUUAAAUGGUAGAGACCGAGAAGGCUCCAAGGUUGGUGAGGGAAGCACGGAGGUUGGUGAAGGUGCAGCAGGCAUGGAGCAAGAGGGAAUCAAGGAUGGUUCAGUUGCAGGUACAGCUGUGACGGCACCAACGAGUAUUGGUGAAGCCAUAGCAGGUGAUGUACCUGCUGAGGCCUGUAAAAGUGCUGAGGCUGCGCCAGUGGCUGAUGAGCAUGCAGCACCAGUGGUGGGUGCUGCAGGGGUGGGUGGCACAGGGGAGGGCGCUACAGGGGAGGGUGCUACUGGAGAGGGUGCUACUGGAGAGGGUGCCACUAAGGAGGGUGUUGCUGUGGAGAGUGCUGCAGGGGAGGGUGCUGUAGAAGCAACAGAGGGCAAAGAGGUGGCAGGGCCAGAGGCCUCAGGGGGGAGUAAGGGUGAAGCUGAGGAGACCUCUGCUGCCGCCUGCCCUUGCCGGCACCGCCUCUUAAACCGAGUGCUAGCGCUUCCUGUCAACAUGGACUCCCCCAUGAAGCUGGCGAUUGUGGAGAAGGUGGUGGGUCGCACGGGGUCCCGCGGUCAAGUCACGCAAGUGCGCGUGAAGUUCAUCGAUGAGGAUCGCUACAUCAUGAGGAACGUCAAGGGCCCCGUGCGCGUAGGAGACGUCCUCACCCUCAUGGAAUCCGAGCGUGAGGCUCGGCGGCUGCGUUAA
Molecule: messenger RNA, 2613 nt
Organism: Closterium sp. Yama58-4
Lineage: Eukaryota; Viridiplantae; Streptophyta; Zygnematophyceae; Desmidiales; Closteriaceae
Source: the annotation of a GenBank genome assembly